UUGCGUCUGACGUCAGGGCGUGGGAGCGAGCGAGGGAGAGAGGGGGAGGUGAGGAGACGAGAGGAAGCUGCGAUAAACAGACAGGGGUCUGCGCCUAAAUAGGACAAUAAAGUGAUCACGGUAUCAAUGCUCUAACAAUGGAUCUAGCAGAUAUGAUUCUCGUCAAAUUCAUCUGUUUUGUCUACUUUAUAAAUUAUACUCAAGGUUACCAUUAUGGGAACCCCCUGAAUAAGUACAUCCGUCACUAUGAGGGUCUGUCCUAUGACACUUACGAGGUUCAUGACAAGCACCUGAGGGCCAAGAGGGCCGUCAACCACCAGGACAGGUUCCUCCAUCUAGAAUUCCAUGCACACGGAAGGCACUUCAGUCUGCGGAUGAAGAGAGACACCACACUGUUCGCCGAGGACCUAAAGGUGGACAUGGGAGGACAGGAGGUUACCUAUGACACUUCCCACAUCUACACUGGGGAGAUAUAUGGUGAGAAGGGUACGAUGAGCCAUGGGUCAGUGGUGGACGGGAAGUUUGAAGGCUUCAUCCAGACCCGCCAGGGGACGUUCUAUGUAGAACCUGCGGAGAGGUACCUGCAGGACAAGGAUGUUCCCUUCCACUCUGUCAUCUACCAUGAGGAUGACAUCCAUUACCCCCACAAGUACGGCCCAGAGGGGGGCUGUGCCGACCACUCUGUGUUUGAGAGGAUGAAGAAGUACCAGGCUUCGGCCGUAGAGGAACCAAAGCAGGAGUUUCACCCUGAGAAGGAGUCCAGUGAUCCAGUGCUGCUGAGGAAGAAGAGGAUGGCCCAGAUAGAAAGGAACACCUGCCAGCUCUUCAUUCAGACGGACCACUUGUUCUACAAGCACUACAAGACCCGAGAGGCCGUCAUUGCACAGAUCUCCAGCCAUGUCAAGGCCAUCGACGCCAUCUACCAGGGGACGGACUUCAUGGGCAUCCGAAACAUCAGCUUCAUGGUGAAGCGGAUACGGAUCAACACCACCUUAGAUGAGCGGGACCGGUCCAACCCGUUCCGAUUUGCUAACAUCGGGGUGGAGAAGUUCCUGGAGCUCAACUCGGAGCAGAACCACGACGACUACUGCCUGGCCUACGUCUUCACCGACAGGGACUUUGACGAUGGGGUGCUAGGCCUGGCCUGGGUCGGAGCUCCUGCAGGGAGUUCUGGUGGAAUCUGUGAAAAGACCAAGCUUUACUCUGAUGGAAAAAAGAAGUCCCUGAACACAGGCAUUAUCACAGUUCAGAACUACGCCUCCCAUGUUCCCCCAAAAGUCUCACACAUCACCUUUGCGCAUGAAGUGGGACACAAUUUUGGGUCGCCGCAUGACUCGGGGUCUGAGUGUACGCCUGGGGAGUCGAAGGCCCAGGAUAAGAAGGAGAAGGGCAACUACAUCAUGUAUGCCCGCGCCACGUCUGGGGACAAGCUGAACAACAACAAGUUCUCUGUGUGCAGCGUCAGGAACAUCAGCCAGGUCCUGGAGAAGAAGAGAGGAAACUGCUUCGUUGAGUCGGGCCAGCCCAUCUGUGGCAACGGCCUGGUGGAGCCGGGGGAGGAGUGCGACUGCGGAUACAGCGACCAGUGUAGAGACCAGUGUUGCUAUGACGCCAACCAGCCUGACAACAAGAAGUGUAAACUGAAGCCCAAUAAAGUGUGCAGUCCCAGCCAGGGUCCCUGCUGUACCUCCGAGUGCUCUUACAAAGGUCGAAAUGAGAAGUGUCGCGAGGAGUCGGAGUGUGCUCACCAGGGCAUGUGUAACGGGGGCACGGCCCAGUGCCCCACCUCCGAACCAAAGGCCAACUUCACCGCCUGCCACGGAGAGACGCAAGUCUGCCUCAACGGGGGUUGCUCCGGGUCCAUCUGUGAGAAGUACGGUCUGGAGGUGUGCACCUGUGCCAGCAUGGAGGGCAAGGACGAGGCCGACGAGCUGUGCCACGUGUGCUGCAGCGACAAGAUGAACCCCAACACCUGCAGCAGCACCGGCUCUGAGAAGCUGGCCCGCUUCUUCAACAAGAAGGUGACCACGCUGCCCGCGGGGUCUCCCUGCAACGACUUCAAGGGCUACUGUGACGUGUUCAUGAAGUGUCGGCUGGUGGAUGCUGACGGGCCCCUGGCCCGACUGAAGAAGGCCAUCUUCAACCCCGAGCUCUACGAGAACAUCGCAGAGUGGAUAGUGGCCCACUGGUGGGCGGUGUUGUUGAUGGGCAUUGCUCUCAUCAUGCUGAUGGCCGGUUUCAUUAAGAUCUGCAGUGUCCACACCCCCUCCAGCAACCCCAAACUACCACCUCCCAAACCACUUCCAGGCACGUUGAAGAGGAGGCGGGCCCAGCAGCACGCCCGCGAGGCCCGGGACGCCCAGGUGGCCCAGUCCCACCACGGAGGUCACGGCCAGCAUCACCCUGUCUCCGGGGGCCAGCGGCAGCAACCAGCGGCGUCACGCCAAGCCCAGCCGCAGCCCCAGAGGCACCACCGUGGCGCGGGCCAGUCCAGGGAGAACUAUCAGAUGGGCCAGAUGAGACGCUGAGGCGCGCCGGGGGCCGGGACCGCUGCUCCACGCCUCGGACACUCCUUGUGCCUAUCUACGAAACUGGUGGGAUUCGGACUUGAACCUGUUUGUGGGAUUUGAACCCGCUGUCUCCAGGGCAGGAAUCUAACGCCUUGACCAUUACAUUAGUAGGAUUUCCUACUUUUUUCUUUUUUGGGGGAACGGAUCAAAGGAAAUCAAAAAGAAAAUCUCAUGUUAGUUUUUACACACUAUAUAAUUUCCUUUUGGUGAAUGGGUUAAGGCGUUAAGUUGCUACUUGGGAGGACGCGGGUUCAAAUCCCACUGGUUUACAACCUGACAGUGAGAUGAAACACUUCACUCCAUCCAAAGAACAGCCUAAACCAGUUACUCACCAUCAUCGUGCAAGUCUAACUCUACAAACCGAUGGAUGAACUUGGGAAAGUGGAGAGAAAAACCGACCCCCUCCAGUGACCCCCACAGAGCCUGCUGACUUCUUCAGUCCACAUCCUUUUUCCUUUUUGCUCACUCUGUCUGUGGGAGUGUAAUUGACCAUCAGCCAUUUCGUCUUUGAGUGAAGUGGAAUUGACCAUCGGCCAUUUUGUCUUUCCAUGGAGUGGAAUCGAUCAUCGGCCAUUUUGUAUUUCAGUGAAGUGGAAUCGGCCAUUUUGUCUUUGAGUGAAGUGGAAUCGACCAUUGGCCAUUUUCUUUCGGUGGAGUGAAAGUGACCAUUGGCCAUUUCCAGUGCUGUGCAGUGGGUUGUCCGGUCUGGUGUCCUCCCCCCUCGCCGUGUAUUUACUGUUUUCCUUCAACGGAGUGCCAAGGAGUGGAAGAAUGGAAAGGAUUUGUCACGUGUAGCUAUAGUACCUCACCUUCUAUUAACGGUUCUUUCUUUCAAUUUGCAAACUCCCUCCUCCUGAGUGGCUCCUGGCUGGCUGAAAUGUUUUGUCAGCCGUGUAAACCGUGAGGUAAAAGUGAGAAGAAGGCUCGGAGUGAGGGGUUCUGCUGCACUUGUGAUUACCACACAAUGUUUCAAAGAUGAAAGACAAAAGGCUUGUCACUUUUCUCCGUGCAGACUUGGCCACCUGUUCUCUGCAUGUGUCUGUACAGAUCUCAGUGUAACAUAAUGAGUGGGGGGGGGAACUAAACUAUUUCUUCUACUGUACAUUUCUGUAUAAUUCUUCUACUUUUUUGGUUAGUACUGAACUCUCAGGACUCAAACACACACACACACACACACACACGUGAAGGUAUCUUGGUGAGUUCUGUGUACUGGACGCUGAAGAUGGACCUCUUACUGCAGUGGAAUCCUAUGAAGGGAACUGUCAAUGGCAUGGUGAUGAGGUUGCCGUUUCCGGUUGCUAGAGGUCAGAUGUCAAAGGCCAGUAGGUCACCAGUAGUCACCACCUCAUCAUACUACUUCUCACCUGUCUUUGGCCAUUUGUGACGUUCAAGAUCUCUGGUCAUCGUCCUCUUCAUCUGGUGUUUUUGCUAACAAAUUCUUCGUCUUAGUCAUAAUGGAACCAUCAAGAGGCGAAGGAAGAGGGGGAUAUGUUCCUUGGUUUAGUUUUUGCACUCUUUCUUUUUGCUGUCCCAUUUUCCUUUUCUCUUAACAUGUUCUGAUGCAGAAGAAUUAAUAGAUAUAACCACUAAGUUGAUGAUAAUUUUAAGUAUUUUACGGCAUAAAUGAAGGCUGGCUAGACGUCGGAUGUGUCCUAAAUGCCACCGUAUUCCCUAUGAAGUGCUAUGGCCCCUAGUCACUAGGAGUGCACUAUGAAGGGAUUAUGUUGCCAUUAAGGACAAACACAUACUUCAGUGUAUCGAAGUUUCACUGCUUGUUUUACAAAAGUCUGGAUUAUGAACGGAAAAACCCAAUCCAAUAUGGAUGCACAAAAAACAAGUUGGGACACACUUGAUAUGAGCAUGCAGUUUUUCUUUUCCUUUUAUGUGACUGGAGUUGAUUGGCCGAUUUGGUCUUUGCCGUUUGUCGCCGUCGAUCACAACCACCGCAGUUGAUUAGUUCUGUUGUUUCACCAAUGGAGCGGUGAGGAGUGAUUCCACGGCGGCGACACCUUCAGACUGUCUGAUUUGACUGACACUAGACCAAUGUUCAGAAACAAACUGAACAGUUCGGUCCCCCUUCCUGUUCUCAUGGGCGCAAGUGCCCUCGGGUCACGUUCAUUAGGCUCUUAAUGUAAAAAAAAAUUAUGACUGAACCCCCCCUCCCCCCUCUUUUUGUUACCUUUUGCAAGAUGUUUGCACGUUUCUUAUUUAAAUUGCACACCCUGAUGAACGUGACCCUCCCACGCAGCGACCCCUCAGGCCCUGCUGAGAUAGAGCAUCUCUGUAGGCCCUUACAUUGGUCCCCUUGAACGAGGUUGUGCCAUACUUCUCUUUGUACUUGUCGUUCAUUCACAAACGAUUCUUUGUACUUGUCGGUUGCUCAUUCACAAACGAGUCUUAUUUCUGUGUUCGUAGCUUGUGUCUCGGAGGAGCCACCACGAAGGUCCUGAAAAGCCAUGUGUUAUUUUGAACAGGUGAACUGAGCACUCAUGGCCUGGUACCCGAUCUGUCUGUGCCGUCUGUUCGACUGCUGCAGUGACUGUCAUGCUGGAUAGUUAUUUGACUAUAGUUGACCAGAGGGCAAACCGUUCGGUAGCCAGGCUAGAAGCGUCGUCUUCGGGGGGAGACGUCGAGACUGAAAUCGUAGUAGUUGAGGGGGUGUUUUAGCUCGAGUGUUUAACCCCCAACCGUUAUACUACAAAGCCUGUAGAUUUUUUUUGAUUUGAAACUGUUUAGUGGUAGAUUGUGGAAACGGAUUCAACGCUCUCCCAACCCACGUCUGAUUUAUGGGGAUCUUUCAAGUAUCCAUCCCAUUCAUGCCAGCUGUUCUACUUUGGCGCUGAUAUUGUCAUUUUCAACUCUGGCAACAGUGGCAUCGGUGUAACCUGGCUAGUACCAGACUGGUACGGCGUGGUUUGGCCCCGGUAUGCCAUGGUUCGGUUCAAGGGAUACGGUAUGGGAUAUGGCGCAUCUCUGUCUCACUUUGAAUCCCUGCUGAGUAACCGGGAGACUUAACAAAGCGUGAAGCUUUUCCGUAGAAGAGAAGUAGAAUAAAACCAUCUUACCGGCUAGCACACAGUACACCAGCCCAGACCGGUUUCCUUAUGAGCUUGUACAGAACUUGGAGAAUUGAGUUUUAUUCUGAGAUAUAUGUAAGAAUUUUGAUACGUCUGUUACAUUUCCCCAGCCCAUUUUUUGUAUUAUAAUUCCAGGAACGAACUAUUCAGAGAAUUUCAUAUUUGGCAAAACCUCCCCUUCGUAGAAACAUUAACUUUUUUCAUCACAUUUAAAAUCCGUACUUAACAUUUCAUAAUGAGGAUUUGUGAGACGAUGAAAUGCUUAUAAACUGCUCAUUGUGUUUACGAAGUCCUUAUUUGGGUACUCUACAAAUAGUGUUACCAACCUCCCGUUCCUAAGUUAUGUGUGUUCUAUAUGUGCUAGUUGAAAUUGAAUUUAAAAGGUUUUCAACUUUUCUCCAUCAAAAUGGUAAAAACAACUCGAUGUGAUUGACAAAACUAAUUUUUGUUUUGUUCUGUCUAUUACCCUGUGGCAUGUUUUGGUUUAGAGAAGCCGCAGGAGAAGUUAUCCCUGUAAAUUUCCUUUUUAUUUUUUAAUUUCGUCUUCAUGGUAAAAAAGUUUUUAGAUAUACAACGUGCACUGAAUUGUCCAAAAUUGAGUUGAAAAUGUUGUAAGUGAAAUUAUGUAGGCCGAAAGAACACGAUUACAUGAUUAAAAAGUAAAAACUA
Esox lucius (northern pike) is the source of this 6316-nucleotide messenger RNA. RefSeq names its product disintegrin and metalloproteinase domain-containing protein 10-like. The transcript has 16 exons. Gene Ontology annotation, cellular component: synaptic membrane; plasma membrane. Bases 138 to 2528 code for a protein of 796 amino acids. NCBI's taxonomy places the organism in Eukaryota, Metazoa, Chordata, Actinopteri, Esociformes, Esocidae. Gene Ontology annotation, molecular function: metalloendopeptidase activity involved in amyloid precursor protein catabolic process. The record is from RefSeq and is a predicted model, not a curated record. Gene Ontology annotation, biological process: Notch signaling pathway; membrane protein ectodomain proteolysis.